This is a messenger RNA of Cadophora gregata, 1677 nucleotides long. RefSeq lists its product as uncharacterized. The transcript has 4 exons. NCBI's taxonomy places the organism in Eukaryota, Fungi, Ascomycota, Leotiomycetes, Helotiales, Ploettnerulaceae. The record is from RefSeq and is a predicted model, not a curated record. The coding region runs from base 866 to 1243 and encodes 125 amino acids.
GGGGUGAGGAAGGUUGAUUCCUGUUUGUGAGUAUCUAUGGGUGGACUUUGGACAUCAGUCUAGCGGCUUCUAAAGUUGACGGAACUCUGUAAGCGGUUAUCAGUACCGUAAGCACGUAUAAACAUCACCCCGACUUCGAGCGACAUGACUUCGAGGCUGGCUAUUGAACUGACAAGACUGUAUAGGCAUUGAGGCACAAGUAAGCACUUGAGCAAGCCUCGAGCACGUAGAACAUGGGAUCAUAGAUACGAGCGAAAUGGUAGUGAUUUUUGAUCCCGAGCCGGUGGUUGUCAUUGGUGUUCUUUAUGGUCAUAAUGCCGCGUUAUAUACUAAGUGGUCUAAUCCCGAGCCGAUGGCUCUCAUUGGCAUUUUAAAUGGUCGGGUUGCCGCGCUAUGUUCGAAGCUAUGUAAUCCCGAGCUAUUCACCUUGAUAGAAUGAUAUUGAAAGAAACCUUGUAAACGCGAUUUAAUGUGUUCUAGAUUCAGGUUCGGAACGGAUUGGGUAAUUGAUUGUUGGCGUGAAGGAAACUCCAAACCUUCCAACUACUGCCCCCGCAAAGGAAAACCUCUAGAGGUAAAUGUCUGGUCCCGAGCUUGUUCUCUUGAUUGGAAGACACUUGAAGUACCUUGUAAACAGGACCUGAUGAUUUCAGGCAACAGCUCUGGAGGCGCGGGAGAUUGAUCAUUGGUGUACAGCACAAUGCGAACCAUCAACAACCCUUCUGCAAAGCUAUACUGCUAGAGGGAGCUGUCUUCGUGGAAGCAGUCACUUGUAUUCCUCAGACUCGAAUCAUUCCAACUUCACUCUUACCCUACCACACACACUUUAUCUCAAUCAACUCUCGACCUAUCGUCAUCAGCAAACAUGCUAUUCACCAACACCAUUGCCGUUGCUAUUCUAGCUGCCAGCAGCCUUGCAAUUCCUCUCAACACAAUUGUUGCGAAAACGGUUCAGAUGUUACCCCGUGCAGAGUACUGGGCUAUGGCUCGCAAGGUGCGCGAUAGCAGCUUCAAGAAGCGUGCAGAGUACUGGGCCAUGGCCCCCAAGUUGCGCGAUAGCAGCUUCAAGAAGCGUGCUGAACUCGAUUCACAAUGCGAGCAAGCCCCGGAGGGCAUUUACUGUACCUAUACUGCCGCUGAUAUUGAAGCUUUUGGGACUGGCUUCAAGUUGGAUAUUGGAUGUGUCACUGAUGGUACCGAAAUCUCCUGCUUCUAUCCUGGCGCCACUUUUGCCGAGGAGUAAGUGGAUGACAGAGAUGUACUAAUGCCAGUACACGGUAUGGCUUCAAAAUACAUCAUCAGACCACGUCCCAACUCUGUUGAGGGAGCUGUGCAUUCUGGCAUUGUUCUGUACUCUCCAGACAUUCAUUCGCUUUUUUAACAGCUAUUUACUCAAAUGCCAUAGUUUUUCCUUAUUUUUACUGAGAUACCAUACUUUUGACUCCACUUCUUACUCAGACACCAUAAAUUUUGCCUGUGCAGUUCGCUUUAGAACCUCGGUAUUUUAUAAGGGUCUCGCUCUAAAACCUUAAUAGUCUGUACAGGAAUCAUCACUUUCUUUUUAUCCUACUUGAAUUGUGUCGCACCCAAUAAAGGAGGUAGUAGGCAGUAGGUAAGGGGGAGAGGGGAGAUUGGGACGAGGGGGUGGUGUCGGCGUUUGUAGUAGGGAUAUCGACG